AUGGCACAGGUACAGACCGCACCGUUCUUUGUGCAUGAUCUGCCAUUGAAGGGGACCGGAAAUGGCUUUCAAGAUGCCCAGGCAGAUCAAAGUAUACCGAAGAUUCUCGAGAUGACUAUCGAUCGACAGAAAGUGGUUGCUAGAGCUCUUAAUCAAAAGAUCACUAUCCCGGAUAUUCUCAGCUUGAUGCCGGCCUGGCCAAGCGAGUUUCAGCCAGAUAUUGAUGAGAUCAAUAUCGAGAUUGACGACUGGCUGAAGACAGUUAAUGUUGCGGAAAAGAAAAAGUCAAAGCACCGAGCAAGGGGAAAUUAUACCCUCCUCACUGCUGUGUACUAUCCCCACUGCAAGAAAGAGAAGAUGCUUGUGCUAUCUAAGUUCCUGUACUGGAUCUUUUUCUGGGAUGACGAAAUCGACACUGGUGGCGAGCUCACUCAUGAUAGAGAGGGCACUCUGCAGUGUUGUGCUGAGACAAACAAAUGCAUUGAUGAUUGCCUAGGACCCAACCCCAACUUUAAACCACCACCUCACUCGCGGGGCACUGUUGAGAUGUUUUAUCCUAUCCUUCAAGAACUUCGUGCUGGACUUGGCCCCGUCUCAACGGAGCGCUUGCGACUGGAGCUCCAUGACUACGUGAAUGGCGCAGCUAAUCAACAGCGUGUGAGGGAGAUGGACCAUCUACCCAACCCAUGGGACCAUCUGCAGAUGAGAGCCGACGAUGUGGGUGUGAUUCCGAGCAUUACGCAAAACGAAUUUGCUAUGGAGUUUGAACUGCCCGAACAUGUCCGGAGACACGAGGCAAUGGAAGUUAUCAUCCUCGAAUGCACGAAACUCACUAUCCUUCUGAAUGAGAUCCUGUCCCUGCAAAAAGAAUUUCGCGUUUCACAACUUGAGAACCUGUGCUUACUAUUCAUGAACACCUACGAUCUUUCGGUGCAUGAAGCGAUUGACAAAGUGCUGGAACUUAUUAGAGAGCACUACCAGCUAUGUCUCGCGGCUGAGGCUAGGCUCCCAUGGAGCAAGGACGAUGAAAAACUCAAUGAGGACAUUCGCGAGUAUAUUCGAGGUUGCCAACGACUGGCUACUGGUACGGCGUGUUGGAGCUAUCGUUGUGAGAGAUAUUUUAAACUGAGUCAAGUAAACGAGAAGCAGGAAGUUGUUCUGGAUUUGUGUUUCGAAUGA
Molecule: messenger RNA, 1179 nt
Organism: Pochonia chlamydosporia 170
Lineage: Eukaryota; Fungi; Ascomycota; Sordariomycetes; Hypocreales; Clavicipitaceae
Product: terpene synthase
Exons: 6
Coding region: 1-1179 (392 amino acids)
Source: RefSeq, a predicted model, not a curated record